Helobdella robusta is the source of this 1176-nucleotide messenger RNA. RefSeq lists its product as hypothetical. Gene Ontology annotation, molecular function: DNA binding. The transcript has 7 exons. The record is from RefSeq and is a predicted model, not a curated record. Lineage: Eukaryota; Metazoa; Annelida; Clitellata; Rhynchobdellida; Glossiphoniidae. Gene Ontology annotation, biological process: replication fork arrest; DNA damage response; DNA replication checkpoint signaling. Gene Ontology annotation, cellular component: nucleus; replication fork protection complex. The coding region runs from base 64 to 921 and encodes 285 amino acids.
UUUCAAUUAAUAAAAUAAGAAUAUAAUUUAGUUCUUGAGAUAUUUGUUUUAUUUUUUGUUAAAAUGGAGUCAAUUGAUUUAAAUAUGGAUGACAUUUUCGAUCGUGGUGGAGGUUACGAAAGUGGUGAAGAUGUGGGGUACCAUGCUGAUGAUCGUUACCGUAACGAGAAUUACGACGAAGGCAGCAGCGAAGUCAGAGACGGUAGGAACGUUGAGGCUGCCGGUGAAGGUGAUGAGGUUUUGUCAAACUUGAAAGAUGUUUCUAAAGAAACGAAGAAACGAACCAUCAGACCUCAAAUUAAAUUGGAUGUUGAUAAGCUUAAGGGCUCCAGGGGUCUUCAAGCACUGCCGAAGAUUUUCAAGAAGGUUCAUUUGAAAGGGAAAGGCCAUGAGGCUCACGAUCUUGACCUGAUUAUGACACAUUUGGAGCACUGGGCUCACCGGUUGAUGCCAAAGAUACCGUUCUGUGAGUUUGUUGAACGAAUGGAAAAACUUGGAACCAGGAAAGAAGUCCAGACCUGUUUGAAAAGGAUUCGACUGGAUUUGCCAUUCUUUGACGGUGCAAUUGAAGAUUCAGAUGACGCUAACAAACCAAAUUCUCCCAUAUAUAUGAACGAUGAAAUGAUGCAUGCAGUCGAUGCCGAAGAAAAUGACACUGAGGAUCAUUCAAGAACAAAUAUAACUGAAACUUCCCCCAACCAUCAUGGUGAUUCAACAUCAUCUAGUCAAGCACGGGAGUCGUCAAUGGCUGAAAAUAACGAGAGCAACAGUUGGACAAUAAAAAACGAUUCAACAAAUAAUAUCGUUCUCACCGAAAGUAUGAAGGAAAGAAUAGAAAGAAACAGACAACUGGCUCUAGAGAGGCGAGCCAUGAGGAUGGCUGGCACCCUCGGUAGUAGCCAGACUGUUAACAAACGAUGAAUUAGUUGUAGUGUUGAACUGACAUGCUUGUGUUUUUGCUGAAUUGUACGUUUUUUUAAUUACACUUCUUUUAAUUUGCUCUUUUGUCAAUAGAUUGCUGGUAUAUAAUUUUGAUGCAAGUAAUGUUGCUACUCGUCUCUUUUUAAUGUAGUUUACUUAAUAAUUUAGAACAGUUGACAAAUGAGCAGUUCUCUCAACCCAUUUGCGGAUUUGGUUCUUUCAGAUUGUUGUACACCUAACAUAACUACUUGAAUG